UUUUAUAUUUAUUUCAAAAUAUGUAUGUAGCAAUUUUGUCAAAGCCCUGACAAAAACUUUUUCUCCCAGCCCGAGGAAUUAUUGACACAAAAGAGUUCAUUUUGAUUUUUGGCCAACCAUGGCCGCACUAUAUGUGGGCGACUUGCACGCGGAUGUGACAGAAGCCAUCCUUUAUGAACGAUUGAGUCGAGUGGGAAUCAUUUUGUCCAUCCGCGUGUGCCGAGACAUGAUGACUGGGCGCUCACUGGGAUAUGCGUGCGUCAACUUCCAGCAGCUUGCAGACGCUGAACAUGCGCUGGAUACGAUGAACUUUGAGCUGAUCAAGGGCCAACCCAUGCGUAUUAUGUGGUGGCAGCGGGACCCUUCGUUAAGGAAGAGCGGCGUGGGCAACAUCUUCAUCAAGAACUUGGACCGCUCCAUCGACAACAACGUCCUGUACGACAUUUUCUCCUUCUUUGGCAACAUCCUGUCCGGCAAGGUGGUCUGCGAUGAGAACGGCUCGAAGGGCUACGGCUUUGUGCACUUUGAGACUCAGGAGGCGGCCGAGAGAGCCAUUGUGGAGAUGAACGGCAAGAUUAUUAAGGACAGAAAAAUAUUUGUGGGCCACUUCAAAUCCCGCAAAGAGCGCGAGCCCGAGCUGGCCGUCCGAGCCAAGGAGUUUACCAACGUCUACGUGAAAAACUUUGGCGAUGACGUGGACGACAACAUGUUGAGGGAUAUCUUCAGGACCUACGGGAACACCACCAGCGUCCGAGUGAUGAUAGACGAACGCGGCUCGUGUCGAGGCUUCGGUUUUGUCAGCUUCGCCAGGCACGAGGACGCCCAGAAGGCGGUGGAUGAGAUGAACGGGAAGGAGUUUCACGGCAGGAUGAUUUACGUCAGCCGCGCCCAAAAGAAAGUGGAGCGCCAGGCCGAGCUCAAGCGCAUGUUUGAGCAGAUGAAACAAGAUCGCAUCUCGCGCUACCAGGGUGUCAACUUGUACGUGAAGAACCUCGACGACAGCAUUGACGACGAGUCCCUGCGUAAAGAGUUUGCGCCCUUCGGAGCCAUAACCAGCGUCAAGGUAAUGACGCAGGGCGAGCGCAGCAAAGGCUUCGGCUUUGUCUGCUUCUCGUCUUCGGAGGAGGCCAGCAAAGCGGUGGCGGAGAUGAACGGCCGCAUCGUGGCCACCAAGCCGCUGUACGUGGCGCUGGCCCAGAGGAAGGAGGAGCGCCAGGCCUACCUGACCCGCCAGUACAUCCAACGUAUGACCAACACACGGCCCGUGCCCAACCAGGUCAUCGGCCCUUACCAGGCCGGGCCGCCCCCGGCUUACUUCAUAGCGCCCGUUCCUCAGGCGCAAAACCGCAACCCCGCUUACUUUCCGCCGGCCGCUCAGGUGGCCCAACUGUGUCCAAGCCCUCGCUGGGCCACAGCAGACUACCAGAACAUGCCCGGCGCCGCCCGGACCUCGGCACCGAGCCCGCCCAAUUUUCAUUCUGCCGCCCACGGCGAAUGUGCUGCCUCCCAGAGUCUGAGUCCCCGACCCGACUCCCCGCUGUCCCCCGUGUGCGUGGUUCCUCAGUACAAGUAUGCCCAGGGAAUCCGCAGCUCUUCCAACCACAUGCAGCCUACGCAGGUAAAUGACUUGAGACAAAAUUGCUACGUCCAUAUAGAGUUAAUUUCCUGCUUCUUUUUGCUUCCUCGGCCUUCUGGCUACACUCCGAAGCCUCUGACGGCCUCCGUUCUGGCUUCUGCUCCCCCACUGGAACAGAAGCAGAUGCUGGGUGAGUGUUUGUUCCCACUCAUCCAGAACAUGCAUCAAGACCUGGCAGGGAAGAUCACCGGCAUGUUGUUGGAGAUCGACAACUCGGAACUCCUCCACAUGCUGGAGUCCCCGGAAUCACUCAGUUCAAAGGUGGACGAGGCUGUGGCCGUCCUUCAGGCGCAUCAGGCCAAGGAGUCGUCCCAGCAGGUUUACUGAUGCUCCACAAAUCCCACCCAAGUGAGGAUGUCCUCAAGCUAUAAUGUACUGAUGGCAGGAAGUGAAGGAUCUGAGCAAAACACCCCCAAGCAAACAAAAAACAGAUAAGAGGAAAAACAAAAGUAUCAAAAUACAAGUAAACAACAUUUAAAAAAAAAAUGAAUAUAAGUAAACAAAAAGUAGGAGAAUACCAGCAAAUGUAAAAAAACAAAAGUCAGAAUACAACAGAAAAAAAA
Molecule: messenger RNA, 2199 nt
Organism: Syngnathus acus (greater pipefish)
Lineage: Eukaryota; Metazoa; Chordata; Actinopteri; Syngnathiformes; Syngnathidae
Product: polyadenylate-binding protein 1-like
Exons: 13
Coding region: 119-1963 (614 amino acids)
Cellular component (GO): cytosol
Molecular function (GO): mRNA binding
Source: RefSeq, a predicted model, not a curated record